AUGAUCUUUAUCGUGAUUUUUGUAUGUAAAGUUCUAGGAACGAGUGCGAUAUAGAAACCAAGAUGGCGGCGCCCAUGAUGAGGAAGGGGGCGGCGUUGCGUUGGUGUUUAGAGAGAAAUUGUGGACUGUCGAGAAGAUCGUCGGUAUUCUACAAGUUUAUAAGACGAUGUACAACCCAGGUGUCAAAUUCAGAGACUGUAGUGUCGUCCGAGCCGGAGAUUUCUUCAAACAUAGACAAUGAUGUCCCCAGACCAGGCGUGGAUCUGCGCAGAUUUUCGGAUAUCCAGGAGGAGCGAAGACAGGAGGCGUUACGGAGCGUGCUCGUCAGACACGUGGGGAAAGCUACAGAAGAUGAGCUCACCAAGUUCUGCUCUCACUUCGGGGAGGUGCAAAACUGUUUCACCUAUGGAAACCAGGAGCUGUACACCUUACUGGAGUACAAGUCUAGAGGUUCAGUCCACAGCCUACUGAACACCUCCCACUUCAGGUCCAUUCUGGAGAUCCUCCCCUACAGGUCACGCCUGCUGUGCUUCCGCACCAGUAACUGGAUGGACAACGCCAGUAGGAGACCCGGCAUGGGGGAGAUGACUGCAGAUCAGAAGUUCUCCAUCCUGGCAACCAAGCUGUGUGCAGCUCAGUCUAUGGAGGAACAGAUGCAAGUUUUAGUCCGAGAGACACAGCUAACGGAGGGCGAAACACGGCUGAGAUUCCUGGUCUGCUCUUUGGUGGAGGACGCCAUCACAGGCUACUUCCCAGGAUGCAUUGUGCACCCCUUUGGCUCCUCUGUCAACGGCUUUGGCAACAAGGGCUGUGACCUUGACAUGUACUUGAACCUGAACGUGGAGCAACACAGAACCAAGAAGAAGAAGUCUUUCCCGCGAAUGGAGUACGAAGUGAGGACUGUGCCUACGGAGAGAGCAGCGACCCAGAACCUCCUGUCCACGGUGGGACAGAGUCUGGCGGAGUUCGUACCCAGCUGUCGCCAACUGCAGUACAUCCUGCACGCUCGCUGUCCAUUGGUCAAGUUUAUGCACGAGGCAUCGGGCAUACAAUGUGACCUGACAUCUAACAACAGCAUUGCACUGAAGAGCAGCGAGCUACUCAACCUGUACUCCCGUAUCGACCCUCGGGUACGGCCGCUCGUAUACGCAGUCCGACACUGGGCACGUAUGCACCAUAUCACCAGUAGUAUGCCUGGAGGCUGGAUAACCAACUUCUCCCUGACAGCGCUGGUGAUAUUCUUCCUACAGUACACAGACAAGCCUGUGCUCCCUGCCAUUGAUGCACUGAAGGGGCUGGCUGAUAAGGCCGACACCUGUGUUCUGGAGGGAAAUGACUGCACACUUGUGAGUGAUCUGACCAAGGUGCAGCCGUCAGAAAACACAGACAGUACAGAUGAGCUUCUUCUGGAGUUCUUCGAAUUCUACAGCAAUUUCAACUUCAAGAACUGUGGGCUGAACCUACGUACAGGAGAGAUGCAGGAGAAAAAGAACUUUGAUGCCCUGUAUAUACAGAAUCCAUUCGAGCAGCAACUCAACCUAAGUAAAAACGUCAGCAUGCACCAGCUGGAAAAGUUCGUCCAGUUGUCCAGGGAGGCUGCCUGGAUGGCAGAACAGCCUGACUUCCUCCAACCUGAGGUUGGUUCAAAAGGGUGGAGUACCCCCUGGGGACUAGUGUCCAUUCUCUCUGGGCAUAACAGAAGGAAGAAAAGACUUAUGGACCAGAAGGAAUUCACUCCAAUCUUGACUCCAUCAAGUCAGGGAAUUCCAAAAGGAAUGUCGGACCGAGAAUACACCUCACAGAACCUGCCAAGUUCAAGUCUGUGCUCAAAUCUGCAAAGUCCAGGGCGGACAAAAGGACCAAAAAUGGAAACAGGAGAUAGUACUGCUGCAGGGUGUGAUCUGCUAUGGUGGAAGUGACUCAGUAUGGAACAAAUCCAUCCAGAUACAGAAAUUAGUAUGUGCAUAGCAGUCAUGUACAAAACUUUAUCAGCUGUAGUAAGCCUGGAUACCAUUCACUAUGGCUAAUGCGAGCUCAUUCUUAUUGCUUGCUUGAAAAGAAUUGUUCACAGCUUUUUGUUUCACAAACUUAUAUGCUUUCCUGUCUGCAGACUGUAACUUCUUUACAUGUUCACGUUCCUCAAGUAGUCUUGAAUAAACUUGAUGUAGGCUUCAUGGACAUUUGCAAAAGAGGAUGACUCCAUUAGCUGAAGAAGAUUAAAGAUAUUGGAGCUGUUUGUGUCGAACGCCAUCGCCAUCUUGAAUGCUGCUUGGUCAUCCAGAGAAGUGGCACAACAAAAUAUUAACGAUAUCAAACUAGUACUGAACAAACUCAAACACUUCUACAUGAUGGCUGGGUCUUCUUAGGAGUACGAACACAAAAUUCAGACACUAUAAACUCAAGACAGUAACAAUAAUCAAAACAUUUGAGGAGCGCUUAACAAACACAUCCAACACUCACUAGUCAUGUUCUGUAUGAUCAAUAAGCAACAGUGGAGGAUGGUACCCAGGCUAUGCUGCAGUGAUGUUUCACUGAAUUCAAAUAAUCCAUUCAUCAAAACUGACCAAAUGUAAGCUCAGAGAAUGGCACAUAUUUUUGGCUAUGGUAGCUCCACUCUUCUGAAAAGUACAUUUGUACAAAGAAAUGCAGAACCCAAAGUCGCUUACAUGCAGAGGGCAAUGCAAAAGACUAUUACUACAAAGUUAAACUGUAACAUGUAUGGUUAUGGUGUUGUCAGUUUAUUGUUCUGAAUGUGUAACGUUAUAGUAAAUGUUAAAUACAGAUGUAUCAUUGGUUAAAUUUGUCAUUUGUUAAAUCUUUCGUUUGUGUCUUUUUGGCUGCCAAGAAAUACACUGUUUUAAACCAAAUAUAACUAGCUUUUUCAUGAUGCAAACAUGGAGGAUCAGGAAUAAUAUACAAUGUAUGUUAUUGUGUUUUGAAAAUUGAUACUAGCACCACUCUUUAAAGCCCACUAGUACUGCUUCAUCCAACACUUCUAGCUUGGCAUUAACUUUGAUAUGAACUUUUUUUUCAUAUAUUGUAGGCAUAGUAGUUGCAGCUGGCAACAACAGAAGUCAUGUUUUCCUUAGUACAACCUCCUAUUAUAAUGAAAUUGAAUGCGAUUGAAAAGUCGCCAAAAUAUUUCUGUCUAUAAAAACAGUUUGUC
This is a messenger RNA of Branchiostoma floridae (Florida lancelet), 3166 nucleotides long. RefSeq names its product poly(A) RNA polymerase, mitochondrial-like. NCBI's taxonomy places the organism in Eukaryota, Metazoa, Chordata, Leptocardii, Amphioxiformes, Branchiostomatidae. The record is from RefSeq and is a predicted model, not a curated record. Gene Ontology annotation, cellular component: mitochondrion. Gene Ontology annotation, molecular function: poly(A) RNA polymerase activity.